Messenger RNA from Scleropages formosus (Asian bonytongue), 3815 nucleotides. RefSeq names its product lysine (K)-specific demethylase 1a (gene kdm1a). Gene Ontology annotation, biological process: regulation of DNA-templated transcription; chromatin remodeling. The coding region runs from base 323 to 3034 and encodes 903 amino acids. Gene Ontology annotation, molecular function: oxidoreductase activity; transcription factor binding; chromatin binding. The record is from RefSeq and is a predicted model, not a curated record. Gene Ontology annotation, cellular component: nucleus. The transcript is spliced from 21 exons. NCBI's taxonomy places the organism in Eukaryota, Metazoa, Chordata, Actinopteri, Osteoglossiformes, Osteoglossidae.
AGAGCAGGGCGGACACGUCACCACUCGCGGCGUCUUCCGAAGCAUUUCGUUCGCUUCCGCAGGGCCCCCGCCGGCGCGGCCCCGAGCUGCGAAACACUCGCGGGCUUUUCGGGCGAGCCGUAGGCGGCGGGAGACGCCGACCGUCAACCAGGGCGCGGACCUCCGCGCGUCAAAGAGCAAAGGCCACCGUCCAGGCUCUGCCGUUCCACACCGAGUCACCGUUGUUUGCGUGGCAAAUAGAGCAGCAGGCGUGCGUUUUCACCGCGUCUCGCCCUCGCUGCGUCCACACCGCUGCCACAGCUUGUCGGGAGGACGGCCGAUCAUGGGACCGCGAACAGGACAGCGCGAGUGUCUCUCAGCCACAGAAGAGAACACACACACACACACACACACACACACUCAUGAUACGUGUGCGGUCAAAGACGUGGGACCCGCAGGCAGCACAGAGAGAGAGAGAAGAUUAAACACACGGAGACUAUAUUUCUCUACAGGAACGCAGAGACCCCGGUUCUCCUGCAGAAUGCUGUCCAGUAAGAAGUCGGAGGCAGGGUCUUCGUCAUCAUCGACGACCUCCGGAGCGGGUGAGAGGGCCCCUGACCCCCCGGUAUCAGCCCAGCUGGGGCCCCCCAACUCAGCUGCCGGAGCCUCUGAAGGCGGAGGUUCCAGUGACCGCUCUCUGAAGAAGAAGGAGCGGGCCUCCCCCAGCGGAGAGCCGGGUGGACCCCCACUUUCUCACACGCCGAGCUCGGCGGGGGCAGACCAGGACUCGGCAGAGGGCCGUCGGACCAGUCGACGGAAGAGAGCGAAAGUGGAAUACCGGGAGAUGGACGAGAGCCUGGCCAAUCUCUCUGAGGAUGAGUAUUACUCAGAAGAGGAGCGCAACGCCAAGGCAGAGAAGGAGCGCAAGCAGGUCCCUCCACCCCCAGCCCCACCCAUGGAGGAAGAGAAUGACAGUGAACCUGAGGAGCCCUCUGGUGUGGAGGGUGCCGCCUUCCAGAGCCGGCUGCCCCAUGACCGCAUGACCUCCCAGGAAGCCGCCUGCUUUCCUGACAUCAUCAGCGGACCCCAGCAGACGCAGAAAGUGUUUCUGUACAUCCGCAACCGCACGCUUCAGCUGUGGUUGGACAACCCCAAAAUCCAGCUGACGUACGAAGCGACGGUCCAGCAGCUCGAAGCUCCUUAUAACAGUGACAAAAUGCUGGUGCACAGGAUCCACAGCUACCUGGAGAGGCACGGCCUAAUUAACUUUGGCGUCUACAAGAGAGUCAAGCCCCUUCCUACCAAGAAGACCGGGAAGGUGAUCGUCAUUGGAGGUGGUGUGUCGGGGUUGGCAGCGGCACGGCAACUGCAGAGCUUUGGAAUGGACGUGACAGUGCUGGAGGCCCGGGACCGUGUUGGAGGACGAGUGGCCACCUUCCGCAAGGGGAACUAUGUAGCUGACUUGGGAGCCAUGGUGGUUACCGGACUGGGUGGCAAUCCCAUGGCGGUGGUGAGCAAGCAGGUGAACAUGGAGCUGGCCAAAAUCAAACAGAAGUGCCCCCUGUACGAGGCCAACGGCCAAGCGGGCGAGAGGUGCACAAGCGUGCCAAAGGAGAAAGAUGAGAUGGUGGAGCAGGAGUUCAACCGCCUGCUUGAGGCCACAUCCUACCUCAGCCACCAGCUGGACUUCAACUUCCUCAACAACAAGCCUGUGUCACUGGGCCAGGCACUGGAGGUGGUCAUUCAGUUGCAGGAAAAACAUGUGAAGGAUGAACAGAUUGAACACUGGAAGAAAAUAGUGAAGACACAGGAGGAGCUGAAGGAAGUGCUAAAUAAGAUGGUGGCCACCAAGGAGAAGGUGAAGGAGCUCCACCAGCAGUACAAGGAGGCUUGUGAGGUGAAGCCUCCCAGGGACAUCACUGCUGAGUUCCUGGUCAAGAGCAAACACCGUGAUCUGACCGCUCUCUGCAAGGAGUACGAUGAAUUGGCAGAGACGCAGGCUAAGCUGGAGGAGAAGCUGCAGGAGCUGGAGGCGAACCCACCCAGCGACGUGUACCUGUCCUCUCGGGACAGACAGAUUCUCGACUGGCACUUUGCCAACCUGGAGUUUGCCAAUGCCACGCCCCUCUCUACCCUGUCCCUCAAGCACUGGGACCAGGACGAUGACUUUGAAUUCACGGGCAGCCACCUGACGGUGCGGAAUGGCUACUCCUGCGUCCCGGUGGCCCUCGCCGAGGGGCUGGACAUCAAGCUGAACACAGCUGUGCGUCAGGUCCGGUACACCGCUUCUGGUUGUGAGGUCAUUGCAGUGAACACUCGCUCCACCACGCAGACCUUCAUCUACAAGUGUGACGCAGUGCUGUGCACACUGCCUCUGGGGGUGAUGAAGCAGCAGCCCCCUGCAGUGCAGUUUGUGCCCCCCCUUCCCGAGUGGAAAACUUCGGCCAUCCAGAGGAUGGGCUUUGGCAACCUGAACAAGGUGGUGCUGUGUUUUGACCGUGUCUUUUGGGACCCCAGCGUCAACCUGUUUGGGCAUGUGGGAAGCACCACUGCCAGCCGAGGGGAGCUGUUCCUCUUCUGGAAUCUAUACAAGGCACCCAUCCUGCUGGCCUUGAUGGCAGGUGAGGCUGCAGGUAUCAUGGAGAACAUUAGUGAUGAUGUCAUCGUGGGCCGCUGCUUGGCCAUCCUGAAGGGCAUCUUUGGGAGCAGCGCGGUGCCCCAGCCCAAGGAAACAGUGGUGACGCGCUGGAGGGCGGAUCCCUGGGCCCGGGGCUCCUACUCCUACGUGGCGGCCGGCUCCUCAGGCAACGACUACGACCUGAUGGCCCAGCCCAUAACCCCUGGCCCAGCCAUCCCAGGAGCCUCACAGCCCGUUCCUCGGCUCUUCUUUGCCGGGGAACACACCAUACGCAACUACCCGGCUACUGUGCACGGCGCGCUGCUGAGUGGUCUGCGGGAGGCGGGCCGCAUCGCUGACCAGUUCCUGGGUGCCAUGUACACCCUGCCCCGCCAGGCCACGCCCACUGUCAAUCCACAGCCCUCCCCCAGCCUGUAGGUCCUGCUAUCAGCUGCCAUUAUUGACUCUGAACAUGCAGAGCCUUUUUCAGCAGUGCUUUCGACGCACCCUACGCCACCCUGGAUGGAACACGCAGCGUUGCGAAUGGAGAAAUCCGGUGCGGUGGAAGUGCAUUAGGCAAGGGACGUGACCCCCCCCCCCAUGGUGUCAUUCAUUGCGCAUGGCCAGUGGUCAGAGAGCAUGUCAGAUGCUCCCCGGUGUCCUUCACUGUCCUCAGUUCAGUCAUGUUACUGCAGCCUGGAUUCAUACUUUUUUUGGGAUUUAGUCGAGCAGAAUGUGGAAGUAGCCAGUUUAGCGUUUGUCACGCCACGUUAGAAAUGAAGUGCAGUUGGCAUUCAUCCUUGCUGGAUACUUUAUACUUUAAUUUUGUGUACAAAUAAAAGGAGAGAAGGACCAGGCUGUGUCCUCGAUGUUGGAAAAGGGGAAACGAGUACGGAGCAGAACCAGACACCUUCAAGAGUGACUUAAACAAUGUCUGUCUUUUAUUUGACUAUUUAGUUGCUGUACAGUACAAGUUGCAGGUGCCGAGAUCUACAUGCAGAGCAGGGAGGUCCACAUGCAGGAUGGGGGAGGGACAUAAGGUUCAGAUCUAAAGUGCUCUGGCCGCUACUCCACAGGAGGUUGAGAGCAGGGGUCGUGCUGCUGGCUUGUGGAGGCACCCACCCAUGGGUGGGCAUGGGUAUGUACAAGACCAUUGUCAUUCUUUAGCAGCUCACUAUGUCCAGCCAUGGAAGGAAUAAACAGAGGAAAAAGAGCCUCA